Phodopus roborovskii (desert hamster) is the source of this 712-nucleotide messenger RNA. RefSeq names its product UBAP1-MVB12-associated (UMA) domain containing 1 (gene Umad1). The coding region runs from base 132 to 533 and encodes 133 amino acids. The record is from RefSeq and is a predicted model, not a curated record. The transcript has 4 exons. Lineage: Eukaryota; Metazoa; Chordata; Mammalia; Rodentia; Cricetidae.
GACUGGGAGGGGCGGGGCCGAGGCCACGGACCCGGGAUCUGCGGUGCCCGAGCGGCGACUUGACCCCGGAAGUCGGCUGGAGUACCGUGACGGCGGGCGGCGGCGGAGUUCAGAUAACAGCAGCAGCCGCUAUGUUUCACUUCUUCCGAAAGCCUCCAGAAUCCAAAAAGCCCGCUGUACCAGAGCCAGAAGCAGAUGGAUUUGUCCUCUUAGGAGAUACAGCAAAUGAAAUGAGAUGUAAAACUUCCGAAGCAGAAGACAGCCAGUCUUUGGAGACCGGCAAAGAAGACACAUCCAGUGUGACUGUAGCAGGCCCCAAGACAGGAAAUGAGGCAGGCCAGACGCUGGAAAACAACUCACUAACAGCUGAGCUCCUGAGUGACGUGCCCUUCACCUUGGCCCCACAUGUGCUGGCAGUGCAGGACACUGUCAGCGACCUUCCUGACCACUUAUUGUCAUACGAUGUUGGCGACAACUUAUCCAGAUUCUGGUAUGAUUUCACUCUUGAAAAUUCAGUACUCUGUGAUUUGUAGUCUUUGUGUCUAUGUGUACCUUAACAGCUUUAAAAGAAAAAGAGUUUGCCUAUUUCAUUGGACCUGUUUGGUGUUCCUUGUCAUUUUGCCCUUGAAGGCCUUGAGGCAAGCAGGGAUCAUAAAAUGACAUCAUGUUCAUGGUUUUAUUCUUCAGAAUAAAGUGAAUUUAUGUCAACAUU